AUGAAAAAUAAGAAAGAUUCACCAAAACAGAAGAAAUCAGUCCUCAACGGGGUGGGCGGCUCCAUUUCCAAACCACAAAUGGCAGAGAAUACGACAGAGCUACUCGAGAAAGCGACGAUUCUUCUUCAGACAGGACAAGCCGAAGCUGCUCUUCCUCUUGCACAGCGCGUGCUGGAGCUUUCGCCAGAGAACUCCCCCGAAUCGUUAUCGGCAGUCAACCUCAUUGGCGAAAUAAAUGUCGAACUCGGUGAUAUCGAUGCCGCUCGCCAGAGUUUCCUACAUGCAGUUCAAAUAGAUCCCGAGGGGACGAUACCUGAAUCACAAGGUGGCGGCGCAGAGAAAUUUUUAUGGCUUGCGCAAUUGAGUGAACAAGGUGGUGCAGACAGCGUGGGGUGGUAUGAGAAGGGUGUUGGCGCUUUGAGACAUAUUAUUCAGUCAUUGGAACAAAGUACCCAGCCUGCAGAUGCCACUUUGUGUGAAGAAAAGCGCAAAAAACUGGCGACUGCUCUCUGCGGGGUAGUGGAAAUAUAUAUGACUGAUCUUUCAUGGGAAGAAGAUGCCGAAACUCGAUGCGAGACCCUCAUUACCGAAGCCCUUCUUGUCGCUCCUAACUCACCGGACUGUUUACAGACCUUGGCCUCUGUCAGGAUAUCGCAAUCACGAGUGGACGAUGCGCGCGCUUCUCUUUCUCGGAGUUUAGAUAUCUGGAAGGAAUUGCCACCCGAAGACCUCAGGAUCCCAGAUUUUCCAACAAGAAUCAGUCUCUCGCGGCUUCUCAUGGAAGUUGAUAUGGAACUCCAAGCACUGCAGGUUCUCGAAAGACUGAUUCUUGAAGAUGACGAGAGUGUCGAAGCUUGGUAUCUUGGCGGAUGGUGUCUCUAUUUAAUGGCAGAGAAGGAGAAGGAAAACGCCGCCAGUUCCAUAUCAGCACAAUCUACUGAAGAAAGGCGACACGAUUCCAUGGUUGCUAGCCGGGAAUGGCUCAAGCAAAGUUUGAAACUCUACGCAAGACUCGACUAUGAGGACGAAAGGCUCAAGCUCCACGCAAUUGACCUGAUUCAGGACUUGAAUAAUGAACUUGGCCAGGACAAUGAUGAUGAUAGUGAAUCCGAAUCUGGUAUGCCUGGUGGUGAUGAGGAGGAAGAUUUGGAUGAAGAAAUCGAGGCUCUCUCCGAUGACGACGACGAUGAAGAUCAUGAGAUGAAAGACCUAUAA
Molecule: messenger RNA, 1215 nt
Organism: Talaromyces rugulosus
Lineage: Eukaryota; Fungi; Ascomycota; Eurotiomycetes; Eurotiales; Trichocomaceae
Exons: 2
Coding region: 1-1215 (404 amino acids)
Biological process (GO): cell division
Molecular function (GO): protein binding
Source: RefSeq, a predicted model, not a curated record